UCCAAAGCCCCCCCAACCCCUGUGCCUCACUGGUACUCCCUCGAGGUCUCACCUGUGACCCCCCAAUUCCCCCAAGCACCUCCUGAACCCCUUUUUCCCCCCAGGACCCAGCUGCUCCCCGAUACCCAGGCUCUGAUGGUGCAGCUGGAAUUGGCCCCCGACCCCUUUUUUGGGGUGAUGGGAGUGGAGCUUCCUCAGGUCGAGGAGCUCCUGCCCCCCCCCAUUGAGAUCGAGUUCCCCCGAGGGCCCCCCGUGACGGUGUCCCCCGAGAUCAUCACCCUGCGGGAACCCGAAGUGCCGCCGCUGCCCCGCCCUGGAGGUGAGGAGCUGCCUGAAGUGACCCCCAGAGAGCUGCAGCUGCUGCUCGAGGCUGAAGGCGAGGAUUCUGCUGCCCCGGUGGAGGAACUGGAGGAGCUGCCGGGCGCCACCCCCAUCCCAGUCCCCCCCCCCGGAGGAGCCCGCCUGCCGCCCCCCAUUCCGGUCCCGGUGCGUUCGCCGCAUCCCCGUCGUCGCCUCCCACCCCUCAUGGACCUCGUGCCCCACAUCUCCCCCAAGCUGUUCCGGGCACAGCUGCUCCAGCCCCAAGCCCACUGUCAGCCCCUGGUGCUGCUGGAGCCGCCCCACAGGUUCCGCCGCCCCCCAAGUGAGCUCCUGAACGCCCCCACCCACGAUUGGCUGCCCCCUGAGCUGUGGGAGCUGUGGGGACGCUGUGCCCAGCGCCCUGCCCCGCCUGCGGCCCCGCCCCCAGAGCUGCCCAGCGACUUGGAGGUGCUUCGGGAGGCCCUGGAGCCGAGUCUGCCCACCCUGAUCUCAGAAGUGUCCCUGGAGCCCCUCGAGGAGGAGCCGCUGGAGAGACUGCCCCCGGCCCCACCCAUUGUCCCAGAGCUUCCGGAGCUUCCGGAGCUGGUGGAAGCUCCUCCCGACCUUCGGAGACUGAUCCUGGAGCACGCCCAGCGCCCGGGGGGAUCGGAGCUGACGGCCAUGCUGCCCCCGGGGGCAUCCCGCGCUCGCGUGGCAAAGAUCUUUGCCCUCUGCCUCGGUGAGUUUAGGGACAUCCCCUUUUGCCAAACCACGCCCCUUUCCUCACGAACCCACCCCACCCACCCUUUCCACACCGCGGCUCCUUCCCCAAGCCCCGCCCUUCCUACAAAAACCCAGCCCUUGGCUACUGAGCACCUUUUGCUUUAAGCCCGCCCCUUCCCCACCUGCUCACCUUCCAGACCUGCCCCUUUUCCCCAAGCCCCACCCCUUCCCCAAACCACACCCCCUUUCUACCCCAUUUCCUUGAAGCCAUGCCCACUUUCCCUAACCCAUCUCCCCAAGCUCUGCCCCCUUCCCACAAGCCACAUCCUCUGUGUCCCAAACUCCUCCCUUUCCUGAGGGCCCUCCCCUCCCCCACAGCUCCAGCCCCGCCUCCUUCCCACAAACCACACCCAUUGGCCCAACCCCUCUCCCUAAGCCCUGCCCCCUAACCCCAAGCCCCGCCCCCUCAGAGCUCUGUGGUGCCCAUUGGGUGCGCCUGGACCAGCCUCGUCCCUACGGACCAAUCACUGUCUCUCUCCGUCCCCGCCCGGAAUAAACCCCGCCUUCUUCUGGCCUGUUCUGGGCA
Molecule: messenger RNA, 1609 nt
Organism: Manacus vitellinus (golden-collared manakin)
Lineage: Eukaryota; Metazoa; Chordata; Aves; Passeriformes; Pipridae
Gene: REC8
Product: REC8 meiotic recombination protein
Source: RefSeq, a predicted model, not a curated record